AGUUUGAUUUAGGUGUUAUUUCUUAUUUAAGCACACUAAGGCUUCGAAUUUAAUUCGAGAAAACUUUAAUUGUCGUACAUAAAGUAAAAUAUAAGUAAAGUUAAAUUGGGAGUAUAAACAUCAAACAGCUACGAUUAGUUAUCGUUUCGUUUUUAUGUGUAUUACAGAAUAAAUGGUGUUUUUGUAAAUAUAUUUGCAUGUGUAAUAAUACAACACAUCUACAUAAUAAGCUGGACGAUCAUCAUUAUAGCAAUUUGAUUUAUAUCAUGAAAAUAUUCGCUUCCCUUUAAUAGCAUCCUAAUAUAAUACAUUUUCGUACAUUGGAGCACUUGAAAAACGUAGUUUAAUACGCCAACAAAAUGAGAUCUACGGAUCACCGACCACAAGGCUAUAGCUUUGGUUUUACCAUGUAACCGCUGGUAUAUUUGUCUAUUUGAAAUUACAUGAGCUUGCAUUGUGUAUUAUUAGCGAACUUUAGGAGGAACGAAAUAUAUUGAACGUUUUAUACGAAAAUACUCGGAUACGCAAAUGAGUAAGUCGAGCUCUUCCGUUAGAAGGUCAAAUUCAAUGUACGUGUAAAACCACCACACUCGUUUUGACAAUAAUUAACUUAGAGUAUGAUUUGUGAUGGCUACAGAGGUCGGCUGUAUCAAUUACGGCAGAAGGAAUUGCCACGUCUGUGGCUCGCGGUUUUUACUUUUUUUAUAUUAAGGGAUAGUAUGGUUAACUCUGAGUUAGCAAGUGAUAUGGAGAAUUACCAGUUUGUUAAUAAUGGCCGCUUGGAUUAUAUGAUGCGCCAUAUGGUACCACGUGACUAUAAUGACAGAGUGAACUCGAAAUCCUUGACAAAUUUGAAAUGGCAACAUUUUUCUAAAAACAGCUUUUCGUAUAGCAACGAAGAUGAAAUACUUAGCAACACAAUUAUUCAGACACUAGCUUUGAUAUUAGAAAAACCAGUUAUUUUACUAAGUCCAAAAAAUGUGACACUUCAUGAUGAAACAAAACCAGUGAUUCAGACAAUUUGUCUGAUGGCUAAUGUUAUUUCAUCAUCUGCAAUACAAAGACAUAAACUAUCACUAUACGCUAAUCAUAUUCUGCAAGAAGGAGGUGUAAAACUAUUAAAUCGUGAAAGUUUAUUUGAACACCACAGCCAUACUUUGCACGACUCUGAUGUUAAAUCAACUCAAAUUGUACCACCAACAAGUACACAAUCCAUUGUUAAUGUUUGCGGAUCAUGUCAAAUGCGAGAACAAGUGAAGCUCAAAAGCUUAGAAUCAAUAAAAAAUCUUAUUCUCAUACGCUUACAAUUACAACGCUUGCCAAAUAUAACCAAACCCGUUGCUGUACCUCAUAACAUUAUUGACAAAUUCUAUAAAAACUUUCAUGGUACAGUGAGAGACAACUUCGUCGGCAACAGUAUGAACUCUGAGGCGCGAAAUGCAGAUUUAAAUGGACUAGGGCAACAGAAAAACAGUAACCCAAUCUUACCACAAUACACAAACAGGAUGCAUAGAACUCAUGACCUGUAUGGGCAACGGCGUAUCUUUGAUAAUCAAAAUACACAAGGGCAAUAUCAGACAAUCCACAGAUCACGCAGUAAACCUUCGCUUCAUCCUUCUGUUAUUCACUCUCACGACAAUUACGAAAAACUAUUUGAACCAACUGAAAAUAUGCAAAACGAUGAAUAUGUACAGAAUGACGACCUCCAACCGCAAUACGAUGAUCAACAAAUGCUUAGUAAAAACAAUCGAAGAGAACGAAUGAAUUACCAGCAAGAACAAUUGUUUCCUCCAAUUGAAAGUGAUAUUUAUGAUGGCUUACCCAAUGAAAAUUAUGGUACAUAUGACCCCAUAAGGGACGUAGAUGAUGAAUCGUUCUCACGUGUUAACAGCAUAUAUGUUUUUCCAUCCGUUUCUCGAAUGCGUCACAAUCGUAGAUGGGAUGUAAUCAAUUUUAAAUUUGAUCACAGCCAUUUAACAAUAGUUCGUACGAUUAUUCAUCUUUACAUACGUGGUCGGGAUUGGAUGAGAAAACAUUAUCCCGAAAUAUUAAAACAAACAGUUGUUAAUGGGAGGACUAUGCGAAGUCGUGACUUAAUAAUCAUGAUCCAUCAUGUCGCGCGAGGUUCGCAUUAUCAAAACCGCACACAUACGUUAAAAUUAGUAGAGAGCCGUCAUUACAUACCAGCGGGUUUAGGACAAUGGGUACAAUUCGAAGUUAAACACAAACUACCAUUUUGGCUGCAGCAAAAUUAUAUUACCAUGACGCUUGCAAUUAAGACACGUGAGGCUUGGAUGCGACCAUUUUUAGUAAUCGAUUCGGAAGAUGCACAAAAUAAUCAAUUUCCUCUACACAUCGAAGCAUUUAUCAGACAACCUCGUCGCCGAAAACGAAGCACAUCUUUAGAUUGCCAAGAGAGUGACCAUGAAGUGCGUUGCUGUCGAUAUCCACUAAAAGUAAAUUUUACUAAUUUCGGCUGGAACUUUGUCGUUGCGCCAACCUCAUUCGAUGCAUACUUUUGUAAUGGAGAAUGUAAAGUUGGUUAUUUGGAACAAUAUACUCAUACGCAUAUUGCAUCAUUAACUACUUCUGCGACUCCCUGCUGCUCUCCAACUAAAAUGAAUUCUUUGAGUUUACUUUAUUUCGACCACGACCAUAAUUUAGUUUUAAGCACGAUACCUAAUAUGUCGGUAGAGAAAUGUAGUUGUUCAUAAAUAAUUACAAAUCUCUGGCGUAUUAAUUUAGGAAUAUUAAAUGCUAUUCCAUGUUUGAAAAUUAUUUCUAUACGCAAUAGACAUAACUAGCAUGACUAUUGAAUUUCGGGUUACAUUAAUAUACAAUAAUAAUAAUAAAUGCGUGGUAUACGUAAGUAUAUUUGUAUGUUAAGAAUUGUGCCCAAUAACCAGUUGUCAGUUCUGUGUUUGUUGAUUUCAACAUCCACAUCGAAAAAAGAUAUAUAGUAGAAGUAACAUCAAAUACCAAACAAAAGUUAAAGUGCUAGUUAUAUGCAUAUGACUUUUCGAUCAAAUUCAAACUUUCAACAUCCUCGCCAUUAUAAUGACUUAAAAUAAAAGUAUAUUUUUAGCUGUACAUCAUCUUUUACAUCUGUAUAAAAUAAAGUAUUCAUAUAUCGUGUCAAAAAAGUACCCGGGUAUUGUAAAUAAAACGCAAAGUAUUUAAUUAUUCAUCAA
Bactrocera dorsalis (oriental fruit fly) is the source of this 3191-nucleotide messenger RNA. It is a transcript of the gene myo, whose product is annotated as bone morphogenetic protein 6. NCBI's taxonomy places the organism in Eukaryota, Metazoa, Arthropoda, Insecta, Diptera, Tephritidae. Gene Ontology annotation, molecular function: growth factor activity; cytokine activity. Gene Ontology annotation, biological process: SMAD protein signal transduction. Gene Ontology annotation, cellular component: extracellular region. The record is from RefSeq and is a predicted model, not a curated record. The transcript has 5 exons. Bases 618 to 2714 code for a protein of 698 amino acids.